Molecule: messenger RNA, 3009 nt
Organism: Cannabis sativa
Lineage: Eukaryota; Viridiplantae; Streptophyta; Magnoliopsida; Rosales; Cannabaceae
Product: G-type lectin S-receptor-like serine/threonine-protein kinase At2g19130
Exons: 1
Coding region: 316-2805 (829 amino acids)
Biological process (GO): recognition of pollen; protein phosphorylation
Molecular function (GO): ATP binding; protein serine/threonine kinase activity
Source: RefSeq, a predicted model, not a curated record
UAUUAUAUAUAUAAAAAUCUGUGCCUGUCACGUCUGAAGAGAAAUAUCAACUAAUAUAAGCAAGAUUAUAGUGUGUAAGGAAUGAGAAUUAAUUAAUAAUGAUCAAAGUUAUAAGACCUACCUAGCUGCUACUUAACACUAUGAUAAACUCUAAUAUUAUUGGUGGCAUGUCAUCCGUUAUGAGUUGAUCAUUGAGCCUUAUGUUUUUUUUUUAGUCCAUGAUCCCAUUCACAUUCACAUCACUAUUGGCUAUGGCAAGUUUUCUACUGCUAUAAGAGUUGCCAAUUUGAUUGCAAAUUAUUGUGCCACACCAUUAUGGAUAUCAAGCCAAAACCAACGCUCAUACUUGUUCUUUUCCAUUUCUUAAUUAAUUUUAAUAUCCAUUUCUUAUUUGGAGCUGAAACCAUCUCAGCAAAUCAAUCCCUUUCUGGUGAUGAUACCAUUGUAUCUGCUGGUGAGGUCUUUGUGCUGGGAUUUUUCAAACCAGGUAAAACUUCCAACUACUACAUAGGUAUGUGGUACAAGAGGGACCCUUACCAGACCAUAGUUUGGGUGGCAAAUAGGGAACAACCUGUUAUGGAUAGAUUCUCUUCGGAGUUUAGAAUAUCAGGUUCCAAUUUGGUUCUAUUCAAUGAAUCAAAUAUCCCAAUUUGGUCCACAAAUGUGAACUCAACUACUUCUUCAACUACUUCAGUAAAGGCAGUUCUUCAAGACAACGGAAAUCUAGUACUCUUUGAUGAUGGGCUUAGUGAUAAGUCUAAACUUCUUUGGCAAAGUUUUGACUAUCCAACUGAUACAUGGCUUCCUGGAGCUAGUUUGGGGUUUAACAAAAUAACAAAGAGGAAACAAGUUCUGACUUCAUGGAAGAGCCCGGAAGAUCCUGCCCCUGGUGUCUUCACUUUUGAGCUAAACACAAGUGAUGUUUCUUAUAUUAGUAUCUGGAACAGGUCGAGGAGCUUUUGGACCACCGGUUCUUGGAAUGGACAAGACUUUACUUUGGUCCCAGAAACAAAGCGCAAUAGUGUUUGCAAAGUUGAAUAUGUUUCAAACCACAGUGUGAUCACUUUCAACAUGUAUGCUCUUAACUCUACUGCAAUAUCUCAACUUAUGAUACAUUUUUCAGGGCAGCUGAAGCAACUGUUAUGGCUGCCUAAUAAUGGAUGGGAUUCUCUUUGGUCUUUUCCAAGACAACAAUGUCAAGUUUAUGCUUUUUGUGGUGCUUAUGGAAGUUGCAGUGAGAACUCAAUGCCUUUCUGUCAAUGUCUCAAAGGGUUUAAGCCAAAAUCUCAGAAUGAUUGGGAUUUGCAGGAUUACUCUGAAGGCUGCGUGAGAAAGAGUGAAUUGCACUGUGGAAACAAUACCAGCCUUACAAAUGAGAAGAAAGACAGAUUUUUAGAACUGCCAAGCGUGUCAUCACCUGAAGAUGAAGAAUCCAAGAGAGUUGGCAAUGUUGAAGAAUGUGAAUCUAUUUGCUUAAGAAAAUGCUCAUGCAUAGCUUAUGCUUAUGAUAAUAAAGUCUGUUCAAUAUGGACAAGAGAUUUGCUGAAUCUAAAGCAGCUUUCACCAGGUGACACAAAUGGAAGGACUCUCUAUAUUCGACUAGCAGCCUCGGAAUUUCCAAGUCCCAAAAAAAACAAGGGAAAGUUUGUUGGGGUUGUGGUGAGCUUUGCUUUGGUCUUGAUAUCUUUGCUAGGCUGUUUAUUUCUCUCAAUUUUGAGACAGAGAAAGAAUUCAAUGGGAACAGGAACAUCAGUGGGAGGUUCAUUGAUGGUCUUUCGUUAUAGAGAUUUACAAAAUGCAACCAAGAAUUUCUCAAAUAAAUUGGGCGAAGGAGGUUUUGGUUCAGUUUUCAAAGGUAUAUUGUCUGACUCAACUGAAGUAGCUGUGAAGAAGCUUGAAAGUGUUCAUCAAGGAGAGAAACAAUUUAGGACAGAAGUCAGCACAAUUGGCACAAUCCAACAUGUUAAUCUUGUUCGGCUACGUGGGUUCUGUUCUCAGGGAACUAAAAAGUUAUUGGUCUAUGAUUACAUGCCCAAUGGCUCUUUAAAUACCCACCUUUUCUGCGAAAAGGGUUCCAACAUUUUGGACUGGAAAACACGAUUCCAAAUAGCACUUGGGACAGCAAGGGGUUUGGUUUACCUUCAUGACAAGUGUAGAGAGUGCAUCAUACAUUGUGACAUUAAGCCAGAAAACAUUCUUCUUGAUGCAGAAUUCAAUCCUAAAGUUGCAGAUUUUGGACUGGCAAAGCUUGUGAGUAGAGAAUUCAGUCGAGUCCUAACAACCAUAAGAGGGACAAGAGGUUAUCUAGCGCCUGAGUGGAUUUCAGGAGUUGCAAUAACAUUCAAAGCUGAUGUUUACAGCUACGGAAUGGUGCUCUUUGAACUAAUAUCAGGAAAGAGAAACACAGAGAUUUGUGAAGAUGGGAAAGUGAGAUUCUUUGCAAGCCAAGCUGCAAGUCAUAUAGUUAGAGGAGGUGAUGUGCUUAGCCUGUUGGACCCAAGACUGGAUGGAAAUGCAGACAUAGAAGAGCUUAAAAGAGUUUGUGUGGUUGCAUGUUGGUGUAUUCAAGACUGUGAAUUUCAAAGGCCAUCAAUGAGUAGAGUUGUUCAAAUGCUUGAGGGAAUUAUUGAGGUGAAUCUUCCUCCAGUGCCACGCUCUCUAAAACUUGUUGUGGACAGUAACCAGAGCAUAGUUUUCUAUACCGAGUCAUCUUCCAACCAGAGUUCUCAAUCUCAAGUACCUAGCGAUACCUCAUAUGUUUCCUCUUUCGUAGACCAUCAAAUCUCUAUUGUCAACGUUGUAUAAAGCUUAAUCAAAUUAUGGUUUUUUUUUUUUCUUGUUUUCUUCAUAUGGUGUAAUCCUUUUUCUUUUUUCCUUAUGUUUUCUGAUUAAUCACCUUUGCUUUUAGUUAGGUCAAAUUGUGUAAAUUAAAUUUAUAGGUAGAGGUACUUUUGUAUUAUAAGUGUUUUGUGCUUUUAAAAAUAAAUAAACAAGAAAUUUUGAUCUUAC